Messenger RNA from Drosophila busckii, 2354 nucleotides. It is a transcript of the gene nuf, whose product is annotated as rab11 family-interacting protein 4B. Gene Ontology annotation, biological process: endocytic recycling; regulation of cytokinesis. Gene Ontology annotation, cellular component: cleavage furrow; endocytic vesicle; midbody. The record is from RefSeq and is a predicted model, not a curated record. Bases 601 to 2223 code for a protein of 540 amino acids. The transcript has 12 exons. Lineage: Eukaryota; Metazoa; Arthropoda; Insecta; Diptera; Drosophilidae.
CAAGCGGUCCGGACGUGUUUUUCGUCGCUGUUUGUGUUACCCAUGUUUUAUACUUGUGUUUGUGUGAAAAUCACUGUUUAAGCCUAAAAACAACGUAUGCAAAUGCGUUGCCAACGUUACGCACGCGUAGAAAUAUAAAACCCAAGUGCUAGUUAAAUGAAAAGAAAGAAAAAAUAGAAAAUAAAACCGCAAAGUGUGAAACAGCGAAUGACGAGCCGCGUCUAGUGAAAGUGCAGCAAACACACACACACGCACAACAAAAUUAACAACUAUUACACAGUUGACUAUUUAUUCAGUUUUUGCCAGUAUAUACAAACAAAAUUAAAUAACUAGCAGCAGCUACUUCAUCGGCAUAGCUACCUGUUGUUGAUUAAGUUCAGUGGACGCAGCAGCCGCUCGCGCAAACAAAAAUUCUAACUGUUGCUUUGCUGUGUAUACGCGAGUGAGUUUAUGUGGGUGUGUGUGUGUGUGUGUGUAUAUAAAGUGCAUUUACAAUUUUAGUUAGCUCUGCUACAACUAACGGUACAACAACAUAUAUACAUACAUACAUUCGUAUAUAAAUAUUUUGCGCAAAAGUUUUUAACAGCUUUGUGGUAAGAAAUGGCGCCCAUGCCACGCAUUCAAUUGCCCAACAGCAGCAGCAAUACGUCCAUCAAGGCCAGCACAAAUAAUUUUCUCUAUGCCGAAACAAUUUCCGGCGACAGCAGUCCGACGCCCAGCAGUCCGCCCUCGAGCACAGCAGGCGUUGCCAAAUCGCAGUGCUCCUCGCUGUCCGAUGGCGAAUCCUUUGAGGGCUAUGGCGAGAAUGAAUAUUGCGCACAGCGACGCGAGGCGGGCAAUCCGCAGGGCAACAGCACAAGCAACAACACCAACAACAAUAAUGGGAACAACAACAUUCACAAUAUAAGCAGCGGCAUCAGCUCCUCAACGCACAAUCACAACCACAACCACAGUGUUCACUCGAAUGAUGGCAACAAUAAUUUGAAUGACAGCGCUGGCAUUGAGCUUGAGCUGGCGCCCCAUGUGGUCUCAUCUUCGCCCAAGGAUGACGAGGAGCUCAACAUUAUGCCGCGCGACAAUUGGAGCAGACGCAGUCUGCGACGCACGCCCACAAGCAAUCCCGAUAGUUUAUCCCAGCGUCGUUGGGGCUCCAUGAGACAUUCCGGUCGCAGACAAAUAACAUCCAAUGCCUUAGCCAGCCAACUAUACAGAUCAUCGAGCUUCAACUCCUCAGGCCGUAGUUCCAACUGUGAUACAACUGAAGACAUGUAUAGCGAUAUUAGUCUGGAGAAUCGUCAUGAUUACGACUAUAGGUUGGAGCUGCUGCAGCGCAAGGUGGACGAUCUGUCGGAUACACAGAACAUAGCCGAGGAUCGCACCACGCGCACCAAGACCGAAUAUGCUGUGCUCCAAGCGCGCUAUCACAUGCUCGAGGAGCAGUACCGAGAGUCGGAGCUGCGUGCGGAGGAGCGCCUGGCGGAGGAGCAGAAGCGCCAUCGCGAGAUCUUGGCGCGCGUGGAGCGCGAAGCGUCGCUGCAGAACGAGAACUGCCAGAUGAAGAUCAAAGCCACCGAAAUCGAGGCGAAUGCACUGCGCGAUGAGGCGCAACGGUUGCGUGUCUUGUGCGAUAAGCAGGCCAACGAUUUGCAUCGCACCGAGGAGCAGCUGGAGCUGGCACGCGAUCAGAUUGCAUCACUGCAGCAGGAGUACGAUGAACAGGCGCAAGCGCUGCGUCGCCACGAGCAGGAGAAGAAGUCCGCCGAGGAGCUGAUGCUCGAGCUCAGCCGCGAGCUGCAGCGUCUGCGCGAGGAGAAUGGGGCGCGUGCCAUGCCCACCACAUCACCGGAGAGUAUAAGACUGGAGGAGCUGCACCAAGAGCUCGAGGAGAUGCGCCAAAAGAAUCGCACACUUGGGGAGCAGAACGAGGAGCUGCAGGCCACCGUGCUGGAGAACCAGGCCACCAUGCUGACCAAUGGUGUGGAACAGGGUCGCCAUUUGCUAAGCGGCACGCUCAAUAAUCUCGCCCAGGAGCUGGAGGAAAUGUCACAAGCUCAGGAUUCUGUGGAUUCAGCCACAUUAGCAUCCUUAAGCCAGCUGCAGCAGGCCUUCCAGGAAAAGGAGGAUGAGAAUGUGCGUCUCAAGCAUUACAUCGAUACCAUCUUACUCAACAUCGUGGAGAACUAUCCGCAGUUGCUCGAAGUGAAGCCAAUGGAACGCAAAUGAAUGAACAAACUCCAAUUGGGCCUCUUUGUGUCCGAACCACCUACAAUUAACUAAAUUACUAAAUGUACUAAUGUUAAAGUAACUGCUACGUUUAAGCGAACCCCCAUAAUAAUAUUUAUGUAUGUGUAACA